AUGUCACAGAUGAUCAUGCUCGGGCAAAUCGAGUAUUAUAUGGACCGCAGUAGACCAUGCUGGUCGGACGAAAUCUCAGACGCCCAUAAGAAUGAUAUGGAAUGGCGAAUCCAGCCCCUGCCUCCUCUUCUCCGCCACCCCCCAUCGACACUGAUGCAUACCAACGAUGGCCCCGGCUCACGAGAUACACCCUUGAAUGCGAUUAUUGGUCCUCCAGGAGUUCCGCGCGCACCGAACUUUGGGAACAGGCUACAGCCUGCCCGAACAGAGAUCCCAGGCGAGAAGUUUCACAUGGCGAUAAUCGAGUCGCACACCGUAAUUGAUCAGUUCGGAACGCUUGAGCUCGAGGAUUCUGUGGAGAAGGGGGGCGAUUCUGAAGCGGAGGAGGAUGGUUCUGAAGACGAGGAUGACUCUGAGAUGGACGAAGAUUGA
Molecule: messenger RNA, 432 nt
Organism: Fusarium odoratissimum NRRL 54006
Lineage: Eukaryota; Fungi; Ascomycota; Sordariomycetes; Hypocreales; Nectriaceae
Exons: 1
Coding region: 1-432 (143 amino acids)
Source: RefSeq, a predicted model, not a curated record